Molecule: messenger RNA, 1655 nt
Organism: Diaporthe batatas
Lineage: Eukaryota; Fungi; Ascomycota; Sordariomycetes; Diaporthales; Diaporthaceae
Exons: 4
Coding region: 494-1201 (235 amino acids)
Molecular function (GO): protein binding
Source: RefSeq, a predicted model, not a curated record
GCCAGUGGUGCCCUCGAAAGCCUAAUGAAGUCACCGUCAAUCCGUACUGGUCUGGACCUGGGCCAAACUAGGUGAUAACACUUGAGAGAGCAAAGCUCGGAACGUCAAAGCCGGCCGUGGAUGAUCUGCCUCCAAACCCACCUCACUCCAGAACUGUAUUCGAUUGUCCUUCGCCCCUCUCAGGUUUCAAGGUUGGCCCGGAUCUCCCAGGUGGUUUGUGAGUUAGUCUGCUGCGAACUGACUACGAGAACGACUGCCACAUCCCGUGGUUUUCUCUGAUCCUCGGGCUUGACACCCUAGGCAACCCACUUCGACCCCUCCAUAGUACUUACCCACGAGGGCGUCGUCUCCGCCAGAUCGCACAAGGCUGACUACACCCCGCUCCAUCAUAUCCUCACCCGCUCGCCCACCUCGUCUGCCAACCCUGCUUUCCUCUUCCUGCCUUGCCUCCCCUGGUCAGCUACAGCAGCAGCAAACACAGACCAUCUCCACAAUGUCGAGCACACGCGAGCGCCGCAUCCUCAAGGAGCUCAGCGACAUCCAGCAGGACAAGGACAACUCGGGCGUCCUGGCCACGCCUGUCGAUCCCAGCAACCUCACACAUCUGAAGGGCACCUUCCCAGGACCCCCAGACACUCCCUAUGCCGGCGGAACCUACACAGUCGACAUCCAAAUCCCCGACAUGUAUCCCUUCAAGUCGCCUGUCAUGAAGUUCGACACCAAAAUGUGGCAUCCCAACAUCAGCAGCCAGACAGGUGCCAUCUGCCUUGAUAUUCUCGGGAGCGGCUGGUCGCCGGUGGGCACCAUCAAGACGGCGCUCCUGUCUCUACGCAUGCUCCUCGAGGCCCCGAACCCCAAGGACCCGCAAGACGCCGAAGUUGCUAAGAUGAUGAUGGAAGAUCACGAGUUCUUCUCAUGCGUGGCGCAUGACUGGGCGGUCAAACACGCCGGCGCUCCUCGUACACAACCGCCACCGGAUCAGCUGCAGCGCAAGGCCACACAGAAAAAGGAGGAUGACAUAGCAAAGUACCAAGGCUGGAACAAGAACCUCGUCGACCGCUUUGUCAACAUGGGAUUUGAUCUCGACGCCGUCGUGGAGGCCUUCCAGUACGUAGGUAUCGACCGCAACGGUGGCGACGACUACGAGAUGGAGGAGGCAUACAUGGGCGACGUCACCGCCCGCCUUCUAGGCGAGCAAUGAGGCCCAACAUCCGAGAAGGAAUUUGAAAUAGCACCGAAUAUCUCUUAACAGCAGAUCCCCGAGGACCGGGGUUUUCGAACAACCGCGACAGUGCCCCAAGGACGUACCGGGCGCGGCGAGCAGCAUUCAAAUGGAGUUACACUGGCAGGUGAUGGGUGAAGGGGCAAUUUUUUGUGUGCCGUAACGGAGUAAAGCCCUUCUUUUGAGGCUUUGGGUCCACAGCAUUACCAAUGGUCUUUUGCUUUGCGCGAAUGCAUUUCUCUGCAAAUAAGGGACAACGGAGGCGUUUGGGACUGGCUGUGAGACGCACGCCAGAAUUUAUCGUGGGCAGCGACUAACCGGGCUUCCCCACAGCCUUGGACUAGUGGCUAUAUAGACAAAUCGAUCCAGCUCGCUUGGCUAUAGCAGCCUUUGAUCCACCAAGGACCGAACAGUAAAGUACGUGUUUAAAUCU